Molecule: messenger RNA, 588 nt
Organism: Coffea eugenioides
Lineage: Eukaryota; Viridiplantae; Streptophyta; Magnoliopsida; Gentianales; Rubiaceae
Exons: 4
Coding region: 50-520 (156 amino acids)
Source: RefSeq, a predicted model, not a curated record
GUCAAGCAAAACCCUUGAUUUCUUCCUAGCUAACUUAACUCCUCCAGACAUGGGCCAAGUUCUCAAGAAAUUUGGAGGUGAUGAGAAAAAGGACAAAGAAAUAGUUCCUGUAAUACAAGAAUGUUACGAAAAAUUCUUUGUGAACACUGAGAAUUGGAGCAGGGCUGACUUCUACCAUGCAGUGUGCUUGACUGUCGAAGAAAUCAACAAAAAGUUGGGCAGCACACAAUUUCGGGUGCCAAAGGCAUCAACCCUUGAGCAAGCAUAUGAAAAGCAUCACCAAGGCAAAGGUAAGGCUUUGACAAAGGAAGAAUUUCAGAAGAUACUCCAAGAUGUAAUUCUUGAUACAGGAGUCACUGGCAUUGGAGCAAAAGAUACCCUAUUCUACAUGUUAGGUGUUCCAGUGACUGCACUAUUUUUCAAACAACGCCUAAUUCCAACAGCAAUACCUAACGAAAUCUUCAUUCCUGGGGUCACAUCUGCAACUGUUUUUCUUCUUGCAAAACUCAACAAGAUAUGAACAAAGCCCAGUUGAGUUCUUCUAUGUAAAUGUACCCAUGUAAUUGAUUGGUUGUUGGAUUUUUUUUU